AUGUAUUACCAAACCUUAACGACGAAGAUGUUUUCUCUCGCGACGACGCGAAGGAUGAUGCUCGCGCGGAGGAACUACUGUUACGCUUCUUCUUUUCACGCGAGUGCUGCUGGGAAGAGGAAAACGUCGUCCUCGUCGUCGUCUUUCUCGGCGUUAAACAACGACAACGACGAGAACAACGUCGUCGUUCUCGUCGAGGAUGAUGAUUACGACGACGACGCGAGACGCGAGAGUAGCAGCAGCAGCAGUAGCAGUAAUAAUACGAAUAAUAAUGGUCACAUAGUGCUCGUCGACGGCAUGUCCUUCUUAUUCCGCGCGUUUUACGGCUUCCAAGCGCGCUCGGACGCGACCAAACUCAUAAACAGCAAAGGCGAAGAUGUGGGCGUUUUGCACGCGUACGCGCACGCCAUGUGCGCUCUGUUGGAAUCGAAACCGUCGCAUUUCGCGGUGUGUUUUGAUAGCAAAGGGAAGACGUUUCGACACGAAAUGUUUGUGGAUUAUAAAGCGAAUCGGCCGCCAACUCCCGAGGCGUUGAUUGCCUUGAUUCCGAAGGUGAGCGAGUUAGUCGAGGCGAUGGCCAUCGAGACGGUGAAAGUGAGCGGCGUGGAAGCGGACGAUAUCAUCGGGACGUUAGCGACGCGGUCGGUGACGGAGAAAGGGUUUAAGGUGUCCAUUGCGAGUCCGGAUAAGGAUUUUUGUCAGUUGUUGAACGAAAACGUUCGGAUGUUGCGGCCGGGCGGCGGAGGGCAGUUUAGCGCGUUCACUUUGAGAGAGUUCGCAAAGACCCACGAAGAGUUGAUUCAGCCGGAACAAUUCGUAGAUUUCUUAGCGUUAGUUGGAGAUUCAAGCGAUAACGUCCCUGGAGUCGAAGGCGUUGGACCGAAAACGGCGAGAAAAUUGUUGAAUAAAUACGCCAACGUGGACGCGAUAUUAGAAGCGGCGAAGAACGGCGAGGACGAGUUUGAAAAGCUGGGCACGAAGAAAGUGAGAGAGGCGUUGAAAUCGGAGAAAGGACAAAAAAGCGCGCAGUUAUCGCGAAAGUUGGUGGAAAUUCGUACGAAACUGGCCGCACCAGACGUGAAUGGUGAUUUAGACGCGUUUCGCGUGACGACGCCGGACGAUUACGGGCGCAAAGCUAUGGACUGCUUCGAAAGGUACGAGUUACCGAGCGCCGCGGAUAGAUGGAAAGCCAUACACAACAUCAUACUUUAG
This is a messenger RNA of Bathycoccus prasinos, 1212 nucleotides long. Its product is annotated as DNA polymerase I. Gene Ontology annotation, molecular function: DNA binding; 5'-flap endonuclease activity. Bases 1 to 1212 code for a protein of 403 amino acids. Gene Ontology annotation, biological process: DNA replication, Okazaki fragment processing. The record is from RefSeq and is a predicted model, not a curated record. The transcript has a single exon. Lineage: Eukaryota; Viridiplantae; Chlorophyta; Mamiellophyceae; Mamiellales; Bathycoccaceae.